AUGGACACACCAAGCGAGGGUACCAGCAGCGACUCUGACCAACCUAUGCAGCCUGAGAAGGGCAUGCUCGGCGAUGCAAUCGUUACAGAGACCAAGCUGUUCAAGCGGUCUGGUCGCCAUGGUACUUAUGACAACAGUAGCCUGGAGACCACCUCCUACGAGCCCAUUAAGGAGUACGAAGGUCGUCACAGCAUGUUCUUUGCACUACAACUCGAUCGAGGCAAUAUCUCCCAAGCGUUAUCCGACAAUAUGCUGGAUGACCUUGGCCUGUCGACCAACGAGUACAACACUGGCCAGACGAUCUUCUACCUCUGCUUCCUGUUUGCCGAAUUGACCUCCCAAUUGAUUUCGAAGAAGGUCGUGGCCAGUUGUCAAGCACUGCUCUCCGGCAAGUCAUCUUUCUGGGCAUGUCGAGCCUUGCUGGGUUUAAUCGAGGGCGGCUUCAUCCCGGACAACAUUCUCUACCUUUCCUACUGGUACACUUCAUCCGAGCUUCCCAUUCGGUUGAGUUUCUUCUGGGUGGCGUAUCAGGCAACUUCCAUCGUGUCUGCUUUUCUGGCCUUCGGGGUCUUGCACAUGCGUGGUGUGAACGGGCUUGCUGGAUGGCGAUGGCUGUUUGCUCUUGAAGGCACCUUGACCGGACUAAUCGGCGUCAUCUCUUGGUGGUAUCUCCCUCCUUCGCCAACGCAGACUGCGUCUCGAUUUAGGGGCAAGGAUGGCUGGUUCAACGAGUACGACGAAAAGGUUUGA
Saxophila tyrrhenica is the source of this 750-nucleotide messenger RNA. RefSeq lists its product as uncharacterized. Gene Ontology annotation, molecular function: sulfate transmembrane transporter activity. The coding region runs from base 1 to 750 and encodes 249 amino acids. Lineage: Eukaryota; Fungi; Ascomycota; Dothideomycetes; Mycosphaerellales; Extremaceae. The record is from RefSeq and is a predicted model, not a curated record. Gene Ontology annotation, cellular component: membrane. The transcript is spliced from 4 exons. Gene Ontology annotation, biological process: transmembrane transport.